AACCUCAGUGUUCUCCAUAGAACCAGGCUGUACAGUGUGUCUGUAGAACCUCAGUGUUCUCCAUAGAACCAGGCUGUACAGUGUGUCUGCAUUGCGUCGCAGCUCGCCCCUCCCUCCCUCCGUUCUGAGUCUCUCCGGUUCUGCAGCUUCUCUCCUCUUCUUGUCAGCGGCUUGUUGUUUUUGCGCAGCGGCAGAAAGACGCACUCGGAGCGGCUCGGCGCUGCGGCUCCUUCAGCUGCGUCCUUCUUCGGCUCCACAAUGAUUUGGACAGAUCGUCGCUUCUCGCCGCCGCUCCGCUCCGUCUGCAGCCGCCUCCCGCGCCUCCUCCUCCCGCUGCGGGCUGCUGCGGUCCGCGCUGAAAGCCGAGAGGAUCCGGAUGUGGACCAAGACUACAUAGUCUAUUAAUAUUUCAGAGAUACUGUAAAGCGAUAUCAGCGUGAACAGGAGGCGGUGGGCGGCCGAAGGACGACGGAACGCGUUUCCAGCUCUGAACUCAGGUGAUGAAGAGCUGAAGGAGAUGAUAGUGAUGAUGAUGAAGGAGCAGGAGGCUCUACUCAGCUCUUAGGAGCUUCUGAUCUCCAGCUGAACCUCCACCCUCCACCAGCAGCAGGAUGACCGUGGUGUCCACAGAGAACAUGGACGAGACCUCCACCCUCCCGGGUCACCCUCAGGACCCGUAUCCGCCCGACGACGACCACGACGACCACGACUGCUGCGAGCGCGUCGUCAUCAACAUCUCGGGGCUUCGCUUCGAGACGCAGCUCAAGACGUUGGCUCAGUUUCCGGAGACGCUGCUCGGGAACCCCAAGAAGAGGAUGCGCUACUUCGACCCGCUACGGAACGAGUACUUCUUCGACCGGAACCGGCCCAGCUUCGACGCCAUCCUGUAUUAUUACCAGUCAGGGGGUCGGCUGAGGAGGCCGGUCAACGUUCCACUGGAUAUGUUCUCAGAGGAGAUUAAGUUCUACGAGCUCGGCGCCGAGGCCAUGGAGAAGUUCCGUGAGGAUGAGGGGUUCAUCCGGGAGGAGGAGCGACCACUUCCGGAGAAGGAGUUCCAGCGGCAGAUCUGGCUCCUGUUCGAGCAUCCAGAGAGUUCUGGUCCGGCCCGGGGGAUCGCCAUUGUGUCGGUGAUGGUUAUUCUUAUUUCUAUCGUCAUAUUUUGUUUGGAGACGUUGCCGGAGCUGAAGGAGGACCCCAGCUACCGGAUGCAGACGGUGGGAAACACCACCGUGCUUUACAAACCCAACGUCCUCACAGACCCUUUCUUCGUGGUAGAGACGCUCUGCAUCAUCUGGUUCUCCUUUGAGCUGAUAGUUCGGUUCUUUGCGUGUCCCAGUAAGGCGGCGUUCUUUAAGAACAUGAUGAACUCCAUCGACAUCGUGGCCAUCAUCCCGUACUUCAUCACUCUGGGCACCGAGCUGGCCGACGACCAGGAGAACCGAGAGGGGAAAGGCGGCGGCGAACAGGCCACGUCUCUGGCUAUUCUCAGGGUCAUCCGCCUGGUCCGGGUCUUCCGGAUCUUCAAGUUGUCCCGCCACUCCAAGGGGCUCCAGAUCCUGGGCCAGACUCUGAAGGCCAGCAUGAGGGAGCUGGGGCUGCUCAUCUUCUUCCUCUUCAUUGGAGUCAUCCUCUUCUCCAGCGCCGUCUACUUCGCCGAGGCCGAGGAGAAGGAGUCCUUCUUCACCAGCAUCCCGGACGCCUUCUGGUGGGCCGUGGUCUCCAUGACGACGGUCGGUUACGGGGACAUGUACCCCGUCACCAUCGGAGGGAAGAUCGUGGGUUCGCUGUGUGCCAUCGCCGGCGUGUUGACCAUCGCGCUGCCGGUUCCGGUCAUCGUGUCCAACUUCAACUACUUCUACCACCGGGAGACGGAGGGCGAGGAGCAGGCCCAGCUGCUCAACGUCAGCAACCAGAACCUGGCGUCCGACACCAACUCCAGCCGGCGCAGCUCGUCGGUCGUCAGCAAGUCGGAGUACAUGGAGAUCGACGAGGACAUGAACAACAGCAUCGACAACUUUAGGGAAGCCAACCUCAGAACUGCCAACUGCACAGCGCCGAGCCAGAACUGCGUGAACAAGACGAAGCUGCUCACCGACGUGUGAGGCGGCAGCAACGCUCCUGUAAAUAUGUAGAAAUACCCGGAUGCUUUACUCCUACUGGUGCAUUCGACUCUCUCUGCAUCCGUUCAGACGUGUGAAGACUUUCCGUUGAUGUUAUUCAGAGAUUUGUUUGGCAAUAGCACAAAGAUGAGCAGGUGUUUUUGAUGAAUUACUCUCUAAAUUUAGUGACUUGUGCCCUCGAAUUCUCUCCCUAAAUUAAAGGAACUCCUCUGAUCUAGAGUCGCUUCAACCUAAACUGCCAUUUUUCGGCAGAAAUAUUCUCUACAACAGACCCGACGGAGUUCCCCUUUAACAGCAAUAGCACUGCCACUUUGCACCGAGAUACUUCAGAUAGAAGCGCUUCAAACGGUUUGCAGACGAGCCGGUCAGCGAUGCAAGUUUAACGUGAUGCAGGUUUAUUUAGCGGCACUUUCCAAUGACAAGAUGAUUUAUUGCACUUUAAAAACAGGCAUUAGAAGCAGCUGCAGGAUUUACAGAGAACAAAGCAGGAAGGGAUCGUUACUUUACUCAAAUAUCUGCAUCAGAAAUGAUCAGAAAACUGUGAAAAACGUUGAUCAGUUUCCUCGGAUGUCUCGUUUCAUCCAAAGAGAGAAAGAAAAUGGAAAAUAUUUUAGUGUUUUUACUGAAAUGUUCUUUCACCCUCCUGUUGUCUUCAUUUACAGGCACCAAAAGAUAUUGUUUCCUUGUGUGGGAAGUAUACAAAAAACCAGCAGAAAAAAAUCCCCUAAAUUUCAGAAAAUUUGCAAAAAUCUUCAGGAAGAAAAUUCUAAUAAUUCCUUAAGUUUCCCUUAAAAGUUUUAUUUAAAAAAAAAAAAAAACUAAUUUGGCAAGAAAAUUCUUGUAAAUAUUUAAAAAAAAAUGAGUAAAAAUCUUCCAAAAAAAUCCUAUAAAUAUCUAAAGUGAUUACAUAUAUAUAUAUAUAUAUAUAUAUAUAUAUAUAUAUAUAUAUAUAUCAGUAAAACUUCUCAGAUUUUCUUAAGAAAAUUCACAAAAACAUCAACCAAAAUCCAAGGAAAUUCGCUGGAUUUUAGUUGAUUUUUUUUGCGAAUGUUCUUCAGAAACAUUUUAAUUUUUUCUACCAAAAUAUCUUCAAAGUUUUCCUAAAAAUGUGGACAUCAGCAGUUUCACAGUUAAAAUCAGUUUUUUUCCCACAUUUUCAAACUUUAAAAAUUUGAGCCGCAGAACGACACGAGGGUCAAACUGAAUAACUGACGGCAAUUAAUUGUUGGUUCCAGUUUUUAAAAGCAGAAUAAGUGGAGCUACUUUUACUAUUUGUGGGGACAAUUUACUAAUUAGCCGAUAAUUUAUCAAACCUGCCAGACUUUGUGUGUCAGACUCAGAUUUCAGGAUCGAGGAACAAACGAAGCCCGGUUGAGUUGGAGUUUCACCUCCUGCUGGAUUCCAGGUGGAGGUCAGGUGUGUUCUUCUGGGACGUUCUUCAGGCACCUUAAAGGAUUCCUCCACGCAACGCUCCUUUAUACCAACGCAUGUGGAGACUCUUCUCUUAUAUCGGCAUGCACAAGACGUUACCUCAUUUGGAUUUUUUUUUGCAUUUUUUCUUCUUCGUCGUCCUUCAUCUCCUCAUCGGUUUUCACCAAAGUGCACUGGCUGUUUGUUCCGUUAAGUGUUGAAUGUUUAAGGGAACAGGAACUCCACCUUUACGAAGAUCAUGGCAUGUCCAAAUACUAAAGCAUUAAGGCCUAAUAAUUAGCUCCGUGGCUUAGCUACGUAUACUCAAUGCAUGACAGUGUCAGUAUUAAUGCCUGCAGUCGUGGAGGGACUCUGGAGGACGAAGGUGAGGAUGACGAUGAUCCUCAUUACUGUCGACGGGAUGCAUGACGGAGCCGGAGGGGACAAAUCUGCUAGAAUAAAACACACAAAAAAAACGGAAUCAAGGAAAAAAAAACCCUGAAGAGACGAUUUGAGGAUCUCCUUUAAAAAAGACUUUCUCUGUUAAAGCUGUGAUCUGUGAUGAUGGAGUGCAUGGGUCAUCUCUGUGUUUUCAUUUCAACCUUUAAUCUGUUCGAGAAGGAAGGCAGGAGUGUUUAUCAGACUUCACAGGUGUAUCUAAAGCUAGCUUCCAGUGCCUUGAACCCCGUCUGACGAUAGAAUCGACUAAAGUGCCUCAGAUGCGACAGAGAGCUGAACUUCUGGAACUGAACAGAAUUUAUUCAGUAGUUUUUUUAAACCGGUUCUGGGUGGAGACACACAGCGGCAGAACAGACAGAAAACGCCAAAUAUAGGUCGUCUGUUGUCUGAUAUCUGCAGGUUCUUCAGUUUUCUGGUGUUCCUCCUCAAUGUUCUCGCCAAAUAUUGUUUGGAAAUUAGAGAAAUGUAGUUUCACGCUGCAGAAACUGAAUCUUUCAUGAGAAUGGAGCUGAAAUGAAGCAGCAGAAGUAGAUCUGAACUGAGCUGCUUCUGGUUCUAAUGAGGGUUCAGCUGUUGGUCCAUCUUAGAUUAACUACAUGUUCAGUAUAUUAGCUCUGGAUUAGCCAAAGAAGCUAACUGAUAGAAAUGCCCAAAGCACUGCUGUGUGUUAGCAGCUGUGGCUAACGAUACAGAAAACAUCCUGUUGGAUUAGCUGUGGAAGCUAACUAGCUAACCAGGCUACCCGAGUCUACACAGAACAAAAUAUGCAAAUUAUUCAGCAGAUUAGCAGCUUUAGCUUCCUAGUUAAAAAGCAUGUAGUCCAAACUAAACCAGACUCAGAAAGAAGCUCCUUGGAUUAACUUUGGAGUCGGUAGUAGCCAGUUAGCGGUGUGGCUAACGCCACCACGAUCUUCUAAUUGGUAGGCUAAUGGAGUUAGCUUCAGACAGGACGCAGCUACACGAAAAAAAUACCAGUUUUCCUUUAAUCCUCCUGCUGUCUUCAUUUACCGGCACCAAAGAAUAUUGUUUCCUUGUCUGAAAAAAAUCCAAAAAUUCAGCAAAAAAACUCGCCAAAUGUCAAAAAAUUUGCAAAAAUCUUCCAAAAAAAAUCCUAAAGAAAUCUAAAGUGAUUACAUAUAUAUCACAACAACUUUUAAUAUUAUCUUUAAGAACAUUUUUUAUAAGUUUUUUUCCACCAAAUAUGUUGAAAAUGGGGCUAUCAAAAGUUUCACUGUAAAAAUAUAUUUUUUUCCACAUUUUCAAACUUUAAAUUUGCAAAACUUUCAGGAAGAAAAUUCCUAAAAGUCAUUUGAAAUUUCCCUUAGAAAUUUUAUUUAAAAAUCCCCCAAACUUGGUAAGAACAUUCUUGUAAAUUACUUUUAAAAAAUGAGUGAAAAUCUUCCAAAAAAUCCAGAAAAAUAUCUGAAGUGUUUACAUAUAUAUCAGAAAAACUUAUAAUUUCUUUUUUUUUUUUUAAAGAUUUUUACUCAUUUUUUGAAAAUAUUUACACAAUUUUCUUGUCAAAUUUAGGGAUUUUUUUUUUAGAACUUGUAAGGGAAACUUUUAAGGAAUUAUUGGAAUUUUCUUCUUGAAGGUUUUGCAAAUUUUCAGAAAUUUGGGGAAUUUUUUUUUGCUGAUUUGUUGAAUUUGUUUUAGACAAAACCAGUAUUUUUUGGUGCCUGUAAAUGAGGACAGCAGGAGGGCUAAAAGCAGUAAAAAUGGAGAAAAUGAGCCUUUAAUUGAGUGUCACAGGAGGAGAUGCAGCUCUGUGCUGAGGCUGGCUGGAUGUUUGUGCAGAGAUGAUGGAUCUGACCUCAGCGUUUCUCUGCAGAACAUCACCACAGGCAUUAGUCACUCUGCAGCCAGAAAAUGGCUGCUGUGUGCUCCUCACUGCAGCUCCAGAGUUCAGGAACAAACGCUCCGUCCUCCCAUCAGCCACUUAGUUUACUGGUUUAUUUAGUGUUUAACCAGUUAGUUUACUGGUUUAUUUAGUGUUUAACCAGUUAGUUUACUGGUUUAUUUCGUAUUCCUGGACACUGACAGACAUUUAUCUUGUGUGAAGCUUUAAAUGAAGGAUUUUCUGCAGUUUUUCGAGCUAAAUGUCUGGAGCUGAUGGAAUACUUUAGUUUUCCAUCAUAAACCUAAAUGAGGUUUACGUUCUUGGUGAUCUGUUAAAAACAUUCAGAGUCAGAUGUUGAUGGUUCAGAUUCUCUUGGUUUAAUCCGGAAUCAGAAUCCAGCUCUGAGUUUCCUCCAGUUCUGGUGGUAAAAUGGAAUUCUAGAAACCUUUUUGGAUCGGUAAGGCUCUAAUUAUCCCGCUAAGUUCAGCCAAAGCGUCGGUUUUAUUUGUGAAACGUUCUCCAUCAUAUGAUAGACAGGAAAACAAACUUUUCUGUUUCCACGAGUCGCUGGUAAAAGUUCAAUUUCUCCUUCAUGAUUCCACAUUUCAGCGUCGGUUUUAGCUUCAUCUUCUUGAUCUACUGAGCCGUGUGUCACCAACCACAACCUGUUUCCUGAGCUGCUGCUGAAAUCAAAAAUCCCUUUAAUGAACGUUUCAGAGCUAAAUAAAUCAGAGGCCGUGAAGGAGCAAAAUUUACAAUUCCACAUUUUUUAGAGGUAAAACCACAAAGAAGAAGAGGUAAUAGUGGAGAUGGUGGGGAACAUCUUCAGCUCGUUGUGCUUUCAGGUUCUGUUUGUUGGUUUUUAAGGGACCAAACCAGCUUCUACUUCAUCAGAUCUUCAGCUCAAACGAUCAGAGAACCACAGGACAGAAGAAACCCAGUUAGGUUCUAAAACUGCCGUCAAUCAGAGUCCGUUUACAAGCUUCCUACUGCCCGUCCAAACCGACCAAUCAGCGAGGUUAUCGGUGAUCGAUCGGCUUUGAGCUGCAGAUCAAACGUUUAAAUCGGUUUUUAUUUCAGCUUCUCUCAGAAAAACUCCUCAAAACAUUGUUAUUGUUCUACAGAGUUCCUCAGCCUGGUUCUGAUCCACUGAAAGAUCAAACAGCCUCUUAGAGAACCUGAGGAGCAUUAAUGGAAGAACCUGAGGAGCUUAAACCUCUAUCCAUCUGCAGCAGCUUCAUCCAACAAUCAGAAGCCAACAGGACUUUAAUCAGAUCUUUAACGACUGUUCCAGGUCCUUCCAUCAGGCUGCUGGUUCUAACAAACAGUUUAAUAACAGAACGAUUGAUUAUUAGAUUAUUUAAAACAUUAGAACUCUGGUUCUGAUCUUUAAAAUCAACAAAUUCAGCUUACAGAGAAAUGGAAGGAACCGGCUGAGGAACCACCACAGAGAUGAAGAUGAUGAUGAUGAUGAAGGUUAGGAUGAUGAUGAUGAUGAUGAUGAUGAAGGUGAUGAUGAUGAUGAUGAUGAUAAUGAAGGUUAUGAUGAUGAUGAUGAUGAAGGUUAUGAUGAUGAUGAUGAUGGUUAUGAUGAUGAUGAUGAUGAUGAAGGUAAUGAAGGUUAUGAUGAUGAUGAUGGUGAUGAUGAUGAAGGUUAUGAUGAUGAUGAUGAAGGUUAUGAUGAUGAUGAUGAUGAAGGUUAUGAUGAUGAAGAUAAUGAAGGUUAUGAUGAUGAUGAUGGUGAUGAUGAUGAAGGUUAUGAUGAUGAAGAUAAUGAAGGUUAUGAUGAUGAUGAUGAAGGUUAUGAUGAUGAUGAUGAUGAUGAAGGUAAUGAAGGUUAUGAUGAUGAUGAUGGUGAUGAUGAUGAAGGUUAGGAUGAUGAUGAUGAAGAUGAUGAUGAUGGUUAUGAUGAUGAAGAUAAUGAUGGUUAUGAUGAUGAUGAUGGUUAUGAUGAUGAAGAUGAUGAAGAGUUUAGAGAUAUUUCUGGAUCUCCUGAACCAGAUGAACUUCAUGAUUCCAACCUGAACUUAAAGCUGCUGAUAAAUAUUUUGGAUUCGUACGAACACAGACAAUGUUCUAAAAAGGUUUUUUUCCAGUCAGACGGACCUCGUUUAGCUUUAUUUCUGUUUUAAAAGUGUUUUUUUUUCCAGUCAGACGGACCUCGUUUAGCUUUAUUUCUGUUUUAAAAGUGUUUUUUUUUCCAGUCAGACGGACCUCAUUUAGCUUUCUUUGUGUGUUUUCUCAGUCAGAAGCCAAAGUGUGAGGAAUGAGAUCAGACCCGUUUCCCUCCUGGAUUCAUUCCCAUCCCAGCGUUUCGUUGGUUUUCUGGUUUUUCUGCUGCAGGAUCCAGUGUUUGUCGUGUUGCUGAGGGUCGAGGGUUAAAUCAUGUCCAUCUCAUCAUAUUACAGCAGUUUAAUAAAUUUUGAAAGAUGAAACUUU
Acanthochromis polyacanthus (spiny chromis) is the source of this 8268-nucleotide messenger RNA. Its product is annotated as potassium voltage-gated channel subfamily A member 1-like. Lineage: Eukaryota; Metazoa; Chordata; Actinopteri; Pomacentridae. Gene Ontology annotation, cellular component: neuronal cell body; membrane; synapse. Gene Ontology annotation, molecular function: protein binding; delayed rectifier potassium channel activity. The record is from RefSeq and is a predicted model, not a curated record. Bases 612 to 2102 code for a protein of 496 amino acids. Gene Ontology annotation, biological process: protein homooligomerization; potassium ion transmembrane transport. The transcript is spliced from 3 exons.